AUAGAGCAUUCUUGUGUGUGUCUGUUCUGAGUAAGUGUCUGGAUUGCUUUGCGUGUUUCAGAUAAUGGCUGCUCACGGCCAAGGCCGCUCUGCCGGUGGCUCCUCUCCAUUGAGGGAGCAACACCGCAGAGGACAUCCCGGAGGACAAGAACCUAGAGGGGCUCAACGCCUGUGGUGCGACUACACCAAGCGGAUCUGGUAUGUGGAUUGGGUCUGUCAGCACGCCUCCGAACCUUUGAAACCUCCCUGCGGGCCAGUUCUGUUCCUCGACGGCGGCAAUAUGAUUCGCCUCCUAGGGUCCGUCGUCAAUUGGACUGAAGCUGGCUCUGACAUUUUUCGAUUUACCUUGCGGAAGCUUUACCGAAGCGAUGGGUCCGUCGACCAGGCGGGAGUGGGAUGCAAUGUCUCGGGGACGAUGUUCGGGGGUUACGGCCAGCGCGCGAUGGCCUUGCCGUUCUUUGCUCCCUACGCGCCAGGCCACGACGAGACCGUUCACGUGAAGGACUUCUUCGAGGUCUGCUCGCGUACAAUCAGACCUGAAGAUGUCAUCGAUGUGGACCCCGGGACGUCGUUCAGUGGUCCUGUUGGGUUCCCGCGCUCUGACCCUGACGGAGGCGAGAGUGUACUGUCAAUCACGCCUCCCGAUCCCCCUCAAGGCAUGUCAGAUGACUCGGAGGACGAGCAUGCGUGUGCGCCCGUGAAAUCUGGGGUGCAGGGGUCUCGCCGACAGGGUUUGCUUGGAGAGUCGGCAGUCUCGACGUCGGUUGGAGGCAGUGUCCGUGAACGGUUGGAAAGGGCCUCCGGAGCAAGAGUGAUGGUCGGUUCGGCAGGUGCGCGGGGCAGAGGAGACAACACGGGCGACACACCCCCUGCAAUUGCAUGUCGAGACAGAGCCGGGGCAAUACCGACAGUCAGGAAGAGGGUGGGAGGGGGGGAAGACACGCCGAAAGAGUCCUCCACAAGGCGAAAGACCGGUGAGUCUUCCGGGAAGAGGUUGCAGUCGGCAAAGGACAAGAGAGCAGAUGAGGGCGACACCGGUGAAGGGGCUGAAGACGUGGAAUUAAACCUCAACGCAUUUAACAUCGAGAAAGCCUUCUUCCUGGAGAUGAAGACGGGGGUGCAGAAGGACGUCGUGUUGCACAUCCAUCCGGAAAGAGUUUUGCAUAUUCCAGAGUGGGAAGACGCGUACAACCACCGGUCCUUGGACGAUUUUCUCGUCGACACCAUCGCGGCUGCUAUGGUCGACUGCUACAACCGUCAAGACAUGAGAUAUACGAAGCCCACUUUCGUUCUGGCCCCCAUCGUCGCGCCACCGGAACAGGGCAAGCCAGUUGUGCGUGUGCUGCCUCAAGACUUCGAUGCGACCCACCCCGAGAAGUACUGGUAUUAUCAUGUCUGUGGUCAGCAUAACGCGAGGGCGGCGAUGAAGGUGAUAGACCAUCCGGUUUUCAAUUACUACACCUUCUACGAGUGGCCCUUCAGACCAAUUUACUUCACUGACGAGGAAUUCGACGGCUACGCCCAUGUCAGCUGCGAAGACAACCUGAAAGACAAGAAGAAUCCGCCGAGGUUGCAGAGUUUGUGCAUGCGGGACAUUCGUAAUAUAUGGAAAAUUAGGGGUCAACCACGUGUCGUGCUCGGCAAUGUGUCGAAGAAACAGGAGGAGAAGUUCUACGAGGAGUGGUCGAAAGGAAAACUUUUGGCUUCCAACGGCCGACGUUGGACCGAAAAGCGACCGACCCACGAAGCGGUGGCCAAGCCUGGACUGUCGACUAUCACCGACAGCCAGGGAUUAAAGAAACACGUCUGGUACGUCAGGGUGGAAGACCCGUCGUUGAGAAAGGGCAAGGGCAAGGCCAAGAAAGGCGGAGAGGAGAAAACGUACUACGUCCAAGUUCCUGAGCCCGAUGUCCACUGCUGGAAGGAAUUGGCAGACUUGACGGACCGCGAGAAGAGGAGGUUGUUGAAAGACGUCUUGAACGUGAACAUCGUGUGGGUUCAAGGGAGUAACAAGAAAUUGGCAAAGCAGGGGAAGUUCAGUGUCAAGGAGAUGGUCGACAGGAUUAUGCUGAGGUUGUGGCACUAUGUUGAGUUCGAGUACGAGGACAUGCCCAAGGAGCAGUGGAAUGUCAGGAGCUCGUUCUUCAGGUCCAAGCGAAAGUUGUUCGAAGAGUACGCGGACAAAGGUCUUGACGACAAACUCUGGAACGAGAGCAGGAAGUUCUUCACCGACAAUGCCUACGUCAACAAGUGCCCUCAGUUUUUUUAGGGUGUCCACACGAAGUCAACGUCAAGAAGACCGUCGCCCUCGUGAGCGACGAACAUUUUCCACU
Chara braunii is the source of this 2333-nucleotide messenger RNA. NCBI's taxonomy places the organism in Eukaryota, Viridiplantae, Streptophyta, Charophyceae, Charales, Characeae. The record is from the annotation of a GenBank genome assembly.